Molecule: messenger RNA, 4485 nt
Organism: Mya arenaria
Lineage: Eukaryota; Metazoa; Mollusca; Bivalvia; Myida; Myidae
Product: CD109 antigen-like
Exons: 37
Coding region: 1-4485 (1494 amino acids)
Cellular component (GO): extracellular region
Molecular function (GO): endopeptidase inhibitor activity
Source: RefSeq, a predicted model, not a curated record
AUGAAAACGGGCAGCUACAAAGGACUCCUUACUGUGACUAAGGACGGUGUGAGUGUUGGUACACGUAACUUCUACCCAAAUAUACAUAGCGAUUCCGUCGACAAGCAAUUCCCUCUAGUACAGACGGACAAAGGUAUCUACAAGGCUGGACAAACAGUUCAGUUCAGAAUUUUGGUCAUAAACGAUGAACGGAAAGUGGUACAGGAAACUUUCACCAUAGAAAUAUUCGACGCCGACUCCAACAGGGUGCGACGCUGGGCCAAUGUUACUGAUAGUGGCGGUGUUUACGUCGGUAGAAUGGAAAUGUCCAGUUAUCCCGUUCUUGGAGAAUGGACGAUAAAAGUUUCAAAUGAGAAAUUUACCAAAGCAACGUAUUUUGAUGUUGAAGAAUUCGAGCUUCCGAAGUUUUAUGUGGAGUUGGAUUUCCCACAGGAAGUUACCACGGUUUCAGAAGACUCUUUAAACGGAAAAGUUUCGGCCCUGUACACCUUUGGAAAAGGUGUGUCUGGUGACCUGGAACUAACAUUAAAGUACUCGAGCUACAGUGCAGUGAAACAGUACAAGGUCAAGGACGGAUCCGUUGAUAUAAACUUGCCAUUUACAGAACUAGCCUCAGACUUCAAAAAGUCAUAUUUUGCUCGGGACAUUUUCAAUGCCUCUCGUUAUUACACCAGCGUGCUACGGUUAACAAUUUUUGCCAAUGUCGUGGAAGAUGUUACGGGAGUGAAUAUUUCUGCAGAAUCGUUCAUAAAUGUUAGAGCAUACGACGUUGCCGUAGGACUAAAGUUUCAGCAGAAGUUUCACAUUGGACAAGACGUAGACAUUACGGGGGAGAUAACCAGAUAUUCUGGCGACCCCUACCCUGGGAUUGCAUCGGCGGAUGUUGAUGUUUGGGUUGAAAUAAGGCUCUACCUUAUCAAUCGUAAAUGGGUCAUCAUUCGCAACUCAUCACGGAUUGAUGUUAGCGAAGACAACACAUUUAGUUAUACAGUUGAAGGGAAUGAUUUACAUUCGAACGUGUCGUAUAUCUACACUCGGACUGUAGGUGACAGCGCAAGAUUUAGGAUUUCAGUGACUGGCGAAACGGUUACAGCAACGUACAAGGUUGUUUCAAACGGAUGGUAUGUUGAUGAGGGAGAAUGGUUUGACCUUUCUGAAGGUCAACCGAAGCAAAUUACUGUCACUGCAACAGAAGAGAUGAGACCAAACUUUGUCGUCAUGGCGUGGUCAGUAAAAACACGUAUAUCCUUCGACAAAAAAGAGGUAAGGCCAGGUGAUGCUGCCAAUAUUCACCUGGAAGGGAACGUUGAUUCUAACUUUUAUCUUCUAACAGUGGACAAGAGCAUUCUGAUUUUGGAUCCAGGCAAUGAUAUCACGGAGAAACUUCUGCCUUCAUUAGAUAAUGGGAAAAAUACCAUUACACUUGAUGACUCCUCAUUUAGCAACAUUCUUCGGUCGGUAUGGCUGUAUUACACCGGAAUAUCACUAAGAGAAAGAACAGUAUUUGCAUCAUCUUCGUCUAUUACAACUUCACAACCGAAAAGCAAAGACAUCCAAGAAAAAUCGGUAACACUUCGAAAGAAAUUUCCCGACACUUGGCUAUUCAACAAUGUUACGUCAGGCGCGACGGGAAUAGCUGAGUUUACUGCAACAGCUCCCGAUACAAUCACCACCUGGGUGGCCACAUGCUUUGCUAUUGAUGGAAACUCCCACCUGUCUGUAGCAUAUGCCCCUGCAGAGUUGAGGGUGUUCUUGCCCUUCUUCGUUAGUGUUCAGCUACCCUUUUCCGUCCUGCGCAAUGAGCAAGUUGUAAUACAAGCAAAUGUGUUCAACUAUCACUCGGAAGAUCUCUAUAUUCUCGUCACAUUAAAGAAAAGCGACUCAUUCAGAGGACUUGCUGUUUCAAAAAGAGGAAAGUCCAGAAAGCUAAAGGAAAAAUGUGGCGAUCUUGUUCUGUGCAUUUUGGCGAAAUCAGGUAGGGCUACCCCUGCAUUUUUCCCGAUCGUUCCCUUGGAGAUUGGUGACAUUAAAUUAACAAUUCAGGCCGACUCCGAAAUAGCCAAAGACACCGUGGUAAAAGACUUGAGAGUAGAGCCGGAAGGAGCGGAGAGAAGCGUGGCGUACCCUGUCCUGAUCGACUUGUCCCAGACAAACACGUUUGAUUACAGAUUUCAGCUCUCAUAUCCUGGAAAUGUAGUCGAAGGCUCCAAGCGAUUGAGACUUACUUUAAAUGGUGAUGUUAUGGGGCCUACAAUCGACAACCUAGAUAGGCUUGUUAGACAUCCGUAUGGCUGCGGAGAGCAAAAUAUGAUAUCUACAGCCCCGUCUGUAUUUGUUAUGGGAUACUUAACUGCUGUCGACCGGUUGGACGCUAGCCUUGAGAAACUGGCAGAAAAUUUUAUUGGAAUUGGAAUACAGCGCCAGAUGGGUUACAGACACUCGGAUUGGUCUUUCAGUGCUUGGGGCGGGUCCGGAUCUGGGAGUUCAUGGUUAACAUCAUUUGUUCUAAAAGUUUUCUCAAAGGGGACAUUUUACGUUGACGUCGAUGAACGCGUUAUAACGUUACCAAGCGCGUAUCUUCUUUCUAUCCAGAACAAAGACGGAAGUUUUCCGGAGCGUGGACAUGUUAAUAGUCGCUACAUGCAGGGCGGAUCAGUCGGAACGGUAGAAAGAAUGACUGCAUACGUAUUGAUCGCUCUGUUGGAAGCUAAGCACGCAGGAAGCAAAAUAAUCAAGUUUAGUGCUGAUCAAGAAAGUAAACUAGAAGCAGGCAUAAAAAGUGGCAUGAGAUUUCUUGAACAGAACUUAGAUAACAUUACAUCCGUUUACUCGCUCGCCAUUACAACCUAUGCACUUGGACUGGGAGAAUCUAAAUUAGCUUCCGACGCAUUAUUGCUUUUAAAGAGUAAUGCAAAGACUGCAGGAGACAUGCUCUACUGGCAAGAGACGGCGCCUGUCCCCUCAAAAUACCACUACGGGCCUUCUACAACGGCAGUGUCUAUUGAAAUGACAGCAUACGCGCUACUCUCAAUGUCAGUUUCCGGUGACAGGGUUGACGGAGCACGAGUCAACAAAUGGCUGAUUGGUCAACGUAGUCCGUACGGUGGAUUUAUUUCUACCCAGGAUACAAUGAUUGGACUAGAGGCCCUCGCUGCAUUUGGGGCACUGAUGAAGUCACCGCCUGCUGACAUGACUAUCUGGAUAUCAUACAUGGACGACCGUCAUCAUAAACGGAAAUUCCGAAUAACGCCGGAAAAUGCAAUGGUGUUGCAGACAGUUGAUCUUUCGACAGAUACCAGCGAAAUUUCCGUGCAUGCACUAGGGGAAUCGAAAGCCAUUAUUACGGUAUCCUUGUUCUACAAUAUAUUCAUGGACCUUGAAGACCAAGAUCUCCGUCUGGAGGUUGAUGUUAUAAAAGAGUCCGUUAAUGGUUUUACAGUUCGUUCUUGUGUUAGUUGGUUGGAAAAAGACAUUAGUGGCAUGGUUGUAGCUGAGAUAGGAAUUCCGUCAGGAUUCAAUGCAUUUAGAUACGGAAUAUCUGGACAUGAGCUUCUUAUGCGGACCGAAAUUCAAGAGAAAAAAGUUGUUUUGUAUUUUGAUCAGGUUACCGAAGCGAAGGUAUGUGUGGACAUAAGCAUGGUCCGAGACACCAUGGUUGCCUCAGUGAAGCCGGUUCCAUGCACAGUGUACGAAUACUACGAACCAAGUAACCAGAUGACAGUGUUUUACGCUCCUCUGAAAGCGAAGAACUCAAACAUUUGUGACGUGUGCGGAAUAGAAUGUGGCUGCGUGGGGGGAAACGACCGGAUGUGGAUGCCCAUGUGUCCGGAAAGUUUAAAAACGGGUAGCUACAGCGGGAGCCUUACUGUGACUAAGGAUGGAAUAUGGAUUGGUAGCACUACUUUCCAUGUGCUUGUAGAAGGCGAUUCCGAAGACAGACAAUACCCUCUAGUACAGACGGACAAAGGCAUCUACCAGGCUGGACAACCAGACGAUAUGCUCUACUGGGAGGAGACGGCGCCUGUCCCCUCAAAAUACCACUUUGGGCCUUCUACAACGGCAGUGUCAAUUGAAAUGACAGCGUACGCUCUUCUCGCACUUUCAAAGGCCGAUGACAAAGUGGACGGAGCACGUGUCAACAAAUGGCUUAUUGGCCAACGUAUUUCUUACGGUGGAUUCAUUUCUUCCCAGGACACAGUGAUUGGACUUGAGGCCCUCGCUGCAUUUGGGGCGCUGAUGAAGUCACCGCCUGCUGACAUGACUAUCUGGGUAUCGAAGGCCGAGCGUAAAAAUAAACUAAAAUUCCGAAUAACGCCGGAAAAUGAAAUGGUGCUGCAGACAGCUGCUAUUACCCAAGCGAAGGUUUGUGUGGACAUUAGCAUGGUCCGAGACACCAUGGUGGCCUCAGUGAAGAAGGUCCCAUGCAAAGUGUAUGAAUUCUACGAACCAAUUAACGAGAUGACAGUGUUUUAUGCUCCUCUGUAA